This is a messenger RNA of Ogataea parapolymorpha DL-1, 723 nucleotides long. Its product is annotated as Iron transport multicopper oxidase FET3. Gene Ontology annotation, molecular function: copper ion binding; ferroxidase activity. Gene Ontology annotation, cellular component: high-affinity iron permease complex. The record is from RefSeq and is a predicted model, not a curated record. The transcript has a single exon. Lineage: Eukaryota; Fungi; Ascomycota; Pichiomycetes; Pichiales; Pichiaceae. Gene Ontology annotation, biological process: cellular response to iron ion starvation; reductive iron assimilation.
UUGCAAAAGGACGAAAUUGUUGAAAUUGUGCUCAACAACCAGGAUACCGGUAAGCAUCCGUUCCACUUGCACGGUCACGCGUUCCAGGUUUUCGAGAGAGGUCCAGCGUACCCGGACAAUGCUCCUGAGUCUUACAACGAAUCUGCUCCAUAUACUCCUCCUGAGUACCCAAUGAGAAGAGACGUUAUCUACGUGAAUCCAAACUCUCACUUUGUGAUCAGAUUCAAGGCCGACAAUCCAGGUGUCUGGUAUUUCCACUGCCACAUCGAAUGGCACUUGACCCAAGGUCUGGCUCUCGUUUUGGUGGAGGAUCCUCUCGGAAUCCAAGCCAACGAGACUUUGACCGACAACUGGAAGCACGUUUGCGAAAACGUCAACGUGGCCUACACCGGUAAUGCUGCUGGCAACGACAAGGAUCUCUUCGACUUGACCGGUCAGAACGUCCAGGUCAAGGCUCUUCCUGCUGGUUUCACUGCCAGGGGUAUUGUUGCCCUGGUCUUUUCCUGUGUCAGUGGUAUUUUGGGCUGUGUUGUCAUUUUCUGGUACGGUAUGGCUGAUAUUCCAGACAUGGAGAAAAGAGUGCUUGCUGACCUUAAUAUUGACGAAAGGGCCUUUCUGGCUGCGGAGGACGAUGACGAAACCGCGUCUGCUGACGCUAUGGGUUCUACCAUCAAUGCCCUUUCCAAACAAGGAACUGCCCAUGAGAUUACUACUUCUCAUUAG